Messenger RNA from Dreissena polymorpha, 1930 nucleotides. RefSeq lists its product as uncharacterized. NCBI's taxonomy places the organism in Eukaryota, Metazoa, Mollusca, Bivalvia, Myida, Dreissenidae. The record is from RefSeq and is a predicted model, not a curated record. The coding region runs from base 322 to 1128 and encodes 268 amino acids. The transcript is spliced from 7 exons.
UAUUCAUCGCUAUCCUUGAUUGGUCACGAACGACGUGAUGCGCACUGAUAGCUGCGGAGAACUGCGUUUGUGUUUAUGAAGGAGUGCAUAUGGAUUCACAGAGCCGUCAUAGCUAAAAUCAUCAAAGGCUCUGGAAGUCCGUUAACAUGGACUAUAUGAUCACGAUACCUCAAAUGACGCCUUGAAGUACAGAGUUAUAGAAGAAAGUUAGCAAGAAAUCAAGUUCUACCAAAGUAAUUUAACACUACGGCUUCAAAUAGGGCAAAAUAAAAGAUAUAAACAGAGAGUGGUUCCAUAGAGUUUAUUCUUGGUGGUGAGUUUAUGCACCUCACAUUAGCUGCCGGUUCCAGGCUAAACUACACUCAGGCACAACAGCAGUGCAUGGAGGCAGGGUACCACGACUUGGCUGUGGUUGACUCACAAACUGAAUACGACAGAAUGAUCGAAUACUUCAAAACUCAAUAUGGUGUCGGGUUUGUGCUGCCUUCUGAUUUCUGGAUUGGCAGUUUCUGGGAGUACGACGGGACCAAUUGGACGAGCGUGUGGCCAAUGUGUGACACCGUUAUCCCUGUAACAUGGGCCGUUUGGGAUAAUGGCGAACCAGACAGUAUUGGUAUUCAAACGUGCAACAGGAUCCAUAGUACUCUGAAGUAUAGAACGUACUACUGUUACGGGCUUUAUGACGCUCUCUGUGAGAAAUCAGAUUAUCAAUCAUGCGGAUCGAACGAGACUUCCUCCCCGGCCCCGGGAUGCAAGUUCUUCGCUCCGUGCUGGUGGACCCCGGCCAAGAUCGGCCUCAUCACAGGCUUCGCCAUUCUCGCGGUGUUCUUCUGCCUGUGCUGCAUGGUCUGGAAAUGCUGCUGUGGAAAACAGACACAGGUAGGUGAUGAGUUUCAAAAUGAAGAGGAGGACGAUGGCGACGAAAAUCCCAACCAUCCGCCCCCUAACGGCAGCGUGCAUCAGCUACCGAGAAUAAGCGAUGUUCGAAAGAACCACAACAUUGAUGAGAGCCCCGUGCCGGCCGCCCCGGCCCCCAAGAUCCGCUCCGUCAUACUGCGGCCCGAGGACGCGCCGUGGCUUAGCCCGGAAGAGCUGAGUUUUAGCGCCAGGCACGCUUACAGAGAGUGACCUAACGUCACCCAUGAAGCCCGUGGUUACCACUUUUAUAGACUUGAUCAUAUCAAUAUGAGCCUCGCUCUGGGAAAAGGGAGUUUAAUGCAUGUGCGCAAAGAUUCGCACCAGAUUAGCCUGUUCAUUCCGCACAGGCUAUUCAGGGACGACACUUUCCACAUUUACUUGAUAUAUGAGAACUUCCUUUGAACGAACAUUCCAUAAAAGGGAAAAGGGUCAUCCCAGACUAGCAUUAAAUCCCGUUUUUCCAAAGAGGGGCUCAUAAAGAAGUGCUUAGACAAAACAAAAACAAACGACAAGCAAUUUUAAAGUAUUGUAUUCAUCAACUAAUAUAUGCACUCAAUAAUAGAGAUAAAAUGUAUAUACAUUUACGUGCUUUUGUUAAUAUAGACGGUAUUUUUGCCGCUUAUGUUAUCAAUGUAUCGUUUUGUGUGAAGACUGCAUAUAUUUUUUGAUUACGUUGUAAAUGUUUUUUCCAGAUAAAACUCGUCCUUAAAAAUUCUUGUUAAUAGCAAAAGGCUUGCCUGAGUAAUUUGUGUUGAGUAAAAGACAAACCUCUGCAAAUAUUUUGUUUAUUAUAUAUUUGUACACAAAAACCGUCUCCAGUUUUGAUGGCAUUUUAAAAGGUUACAUGCCAAAAGCUACAACUUUGUGGCUUGUGAUUACUAAUAUGCAGUUUGUUCACAUUUUGAUAUUGGUAUGUUCUGUGCAUUUGUAUUUACUAUCUGACACUAGGAUCGUGGCCAUUCAUGAACCAUUUUUGUAAAUGACCAGUUCUAAAAGUCUGGAUCUUGUGGUA